Molecule: messenger RNA, 450 nt
Organism: Pneumocystis murina B123
Lineage: Eukaryota; Fungi; Ascomycota; Pneumocystomycetes; Pneumocystales; Pneumocystaceae
Product: prefoldin, alpha subunit
Exons: 5
Coding region: 1-450 (149 amino acids)
Biological process (GO): regulation of DNA-templated transcription; protein folding
Cellular component (GO): prefoldin complex; cytoplasm
Source: RefSeq, a predicted model, not a curated record
AUGGAACAAAAAGUUGACCUAAAAUCUUUAACAAUUCCGCAAUUAGAUGAAAUACGCAAACAAAUAGAAUUAGAGUUAAAUUAUUUUACAAAUAGUUUUUCUAAAUUAAAACAAGCUCAAUUUAAGUUUAAAGAAUGUAAGAAAUUGGUUAAUACGUUAUUAAAAAAAGAAAACAAUAAUAAAGAAAUAUUAAUACCGUUAACAACAUCUCUUUAUGUUUCAGGAUUUUUAGUUUCCGAUCCUGAAAAAGUGAUGGUAGAUAUUGGUACUGGGUAUUAUGUUGAAAAAACAAUUGAUGGAGCAAUAAAGUUUUAUGAUGAACGAAUAAAGUAUUUAGAGACAAACUUUCGAGAUUUAGAAACACAUCUUAAUGCAAAGUCAGAUAGCUUAAAAGCUGUUACAGAAAUUAUGCAAGAAAAAAUUAAGAAUCUUCAAACAUCUCCUAAUUAA